GCACGACAAUAAUAAAUGUUCUUAAAUUUUGGAGCCUUUUGACAACUGAUAAAAGGUUCAUUUUAGCAUCUAAACGAGACAAAAGAUCAAUAAAAAUCAAUAAAACAGCUAAAAAAAAAG
Molecule: messenger RNA, 120 nt
Organism: Racocetra persica
Lineage: Eukaryota; Fungi; Glomeromycota; Glomeromycetes; Diversisporales; Gigasporaceae
Source: the annotation of a GenBank genome assembly